Molecule: messenger RNA, 1308 nt
Organism: Menidia menidia (Atlantic silverside)
Lineage: Eukaryota; Metazoa; Chordata; Actinopteri; Atheriniformes; Atherinopsidae
Source: the annotation of a GenBank genome assembly
AUGGCCUUCAUGGCAGGCUUUUGGGACACUGUUCUGUCCAGAUUUCAGGCCACAAGUCUGCAACUUCAAAAAGCAGACAUGGACCUUGGCAGCUCCACACCCCCACCAACCUGCUGCUCCUCUCCCUGGCCGUCUCAGACCUCCUGGUGGGCCGUCUACAUCGAGAUCUGCUGGUUCCUGGGGGACUGGGUGUGCACGCUGUACUACACCCUGGACUAUGUCAUCACCUCGGCCUCCGUGGUCAACAUGGUGCUCAUCUCCCUGGACCGCUACGUGGCCGUCUGCGACCCCCUGCGCUACCCCUCCAGGGUGACCACGGGCGCGGCUAGACUGGACGUGUGCCUGUGCUGGUUUUCCUCUGUGGUCUUCAGGCUGCUGCUAGUCCAGGAUCACAUCGCGGAGCCCGGCCGGUCCAGCUCCUGCCUGGGGGAGUGCGUGACAAACGGCUACUACACCGGGGUGGUGGACACGGUCUUCACCUUCAUCCUGCCCAUCGCCGUCAUCUUGGUGCUGUACGGUCGGGUGUUUUCGGCGGUUCUGGCCCAGGCCCGGACGCUGCGAUCUCGGGUGGCCGCCAUCGGUCCUCGCCAUCCGGGGGCCGCCGCCGCCGUGAGGAGGAGCGAGCUGAAGGCGGCCCACACUCUGGGCAUCGUGGUGGUGGUGUUCCUCAUCUGCUUCUGCCCGUAUUACUUCCCGGCCCUGGAGGGGGAAGACACCUCGGUGGACGCCUCGUCCGCCGCCUUCGAGAUCUGGCUGGCCCACUUCAACCAACUUUUGCCGCUCAACCGAAAUCAACAACAAGGACUUUAUGGUGGACACAGAGGACACAUGUUCCUGUAUAGUCGCUACGUGCCUGAAGUGUGCGAUGGAGACGAUGACCAGCAGGUUGAGGGCCACGGUGAUGACGGAAAUGCUGGAGAGCAGCACGUAGACCAGCAUGGCGGCCGUUUCCCGGCGGGCCGGCCUCCUGCAGGAGGAGAAGCCGAGUUCUGCGUCCCGCAGCUGAACUCCUCCUGCCGGAGGCCGGCCCGCCGGGAAACGGCCGCCAUGCUGGUCUACGUCCUGCUCUCCAGCAUCUCCGUCAUCACCGUGGCCCUCAACCUGCUGGUCAUCGUCUCCAUCGCACACUUCAGGCACUGUGAGAUGGAGAUGAUGACCAGCAGGUUCAGAGUCACAGUGAGCAGAGAGAAGGAGGACAGACUGAUGAAGAUGAGGACGGAUGUUGAGGGAGGAUAUGUUAUCUUCCUGCAGGAACUGUUCAGGAGUUCUGGAAAGCAGAGUUCAGCUCCAUCCAUCAUGGGGAGCUGA